Messenger RNA from Trichoderma atroviride IMI 206040, 2055 nucleotides. RefSeq lists its product as uncharacterized. Gene Ontology annotation, molecular function: DNA-binding transcription factor activity. Lineage: Eukaryota; Fungi; Ascomycota; Sordariomycetes; Hypocreales; Hypocreaceae. Gene Ontology annotation, biological process: regulation of DNA-templated transcription. The record is from RefSeq and is a predicted model, not a curated record.
CCCGGCUGCUACAGCCACUCCGCCGCACCCCCUGUCGCUGCACUGCAGACACAGCCAGAUCCGCUCCAUGCAGCGACAGGGCCUGCGAGCCUCGCUACGUGCACGCCCGCGCAGCAGCCAAGAGGCGGGCCAUGGGCACAGAUCGGCCUCGCUGGGCGGUACGUACCUGGGCGGCAUGCACUGGCCCUGUCACAGCUUCACGCCCGCACCCCUCCACCACCUCACCAAGCCUUGCUGGGCUUCACCAGCCAAAGCCCGGCCCCAUGCAGCCCUGCAGAGGCCAGGGUCUGUCUGCAUAGGUACUGAGCUUCGAAAGACACAGGCAGAUAAGUCGAAGCAUCCAGUAUUUAACUCUCGUCGUCCUCCCAUCUGGCCCAGCCUGUCAUGACCAUUCCGAUCCAAAAAUUGCUGAGACGCACAUCAUCUAUAUAAUACCAAUCGACAUCUCAUCCAAACCACCCAUCAGUCACAUCUUCCAUCCUGAUCUGAUCAAGCAAGAGCCUCUUCUCUACUGAGCCAAGACCACACUGCCUUGCUUGCUCUUCACCCCUCCAUCACCACAUCAUCAACUCUUCUUACAACAACAACAACAACACACACACACACAACAUCACAAUGGCCAUGUUCGCCAUCUCACAACAACACCCUUAUGCCUACGCCGCAGUCCCGGCACCGGCUCCUCCUCCUCCUCGACACUGCUCAAACCACGGCACCAGCAGCGCCUUUAGCAGCUCUGCCCACCCUGAUGAGGACUGGACCAAGAUCUCAGAUCUUGCCGAGCGCAGGAGAAUACAGAACCGCAUUGCUCAGCGCAACUACCGCAAGAAGCUUAAGCGCCGUCUGGAGGAUCUUGAGCGCCGCGCUGGAUCCGAAGAGGGCGAUGCUGAGAAGCAGCCCUCGCCAGUCAGCCAGCCUGCCGCCAGCCCCAACAAGGUCGUCAAGCGUCAAUCCAUCUCCAAGGCUCACAAAGUGCACCAGGCACCAGCUCCUGUCCGCCUCCCGACGCCUCCCAAGACCAUUGUUUCUCAGGGCCAAUUCACUCCUCCCAUGGAGUCUCACGACGAGCUGUCUUUUGUGCACCCCAGCUACCACCACCACGACGAGCGCGAGCGCUCCAACACGCCGCCCGUUCUCGCAUACACCACAUACCCAGCUCCCGACGAGCUGCUCAUGAACCCCUAUGGAUCCGCUCACGCCUAUCCUGCCAUGACCACUGCUGAGGUCUACCCCAACUACCUCAGUGCUGCCAUGCCCGCCUCGCUGCCUCCUCUGGGCCACUACAGCGAGCCCAUCAAGCGAGACCUGUAUCCCGACAACGUCAUGAGCCCAUACAUUGGCUAUGGCUUCAUGCCGACUCACGACAUGGGCAUGUCCACUCCCUACGACCCUUCCAACAACCCUCUGACUCCUCCUCUGACGCAUUCAUACGACCACUCGGCUGCCUGCUCUGAGACGGGCUUCGAGUACCCUACCACCCCGCUGUCUAUGCCUGGCUCUCCAGCCUUGAUGCAGCACCAGCACUAAAUCAAUGAAGAAAAAAAAAAGAAAAAUUUGAAAGGAAAAAAAAAAAAAGCCGGAUUUCAUACAAUUCAUCACCCUAUCAUCUACAAACCCGAAGUACAUAUAUACAUAUUCUACCUUGUCGCAAAACAACAAGGCACUCGACAUUACGGGGCAAAAAAUGAUUUCUGGUCUACGGCAAAGGGGGUGCACAACGGGAUCUUUUCUACGAGGACAAAUAGCAUGGCGAUUGUGUUGGGACUCCUUCAUUCUUCUUGGAGAGCUUUGGAUGAGCUCUUAUUUUCUUGUGUUAACACCUCUUUUUUGUGAUAUCUUUUUUCAUGAAGUGGACAUUUGGGAUGACUUGAAAGAUGGGAUUGGUUGGCAGGCGUUCCAAGGAGCAACGGACUGAUAUGCUUAAGCAAAGCACAGUUUAUUGGUGUUUUCUCUGUUACUUCAAUUUUUUUUUAAUCUUAUACUAGAUAUCCCCGCCGGAAUACAAACGGAACGGGCACUAGAAGCGUGCUCCAAAUUCAAAAAAAUCAAUUUACUUUA